AUGACGCGCCUUCUCCCUCUGCUGCUGCCGCUAGCAGCAGCAGCAGCAGCAGCAGCAGCAGCAGCAGCAGCAGCAAGCGAACCACACAGUGUACAUACACCCGAGCAGCAGAGCUGCCCCGCUCACAGCUGGCUAGAGGAGGAGAUAUCCUACCUCAGCAGCCCCCCAGCAGCAGCAGCAGCAGCAGCACCAGCAGCAGCAGCAGCAGCAGGAGAAACAGCAGCAGCAGCAGCAGCAGCAGAGGAAAACACAGAAACCCUCAAUGCUGUUGAGGUUGGUGAUUAUGUUGAGCUCACCGAAGAAGCCCUGCAGGUGGCGCUACAGAAAAGACCGACGGCGUUGGUGCUGCUAGCGGACUCCAGGUGUACAGACAGCUCCCCUGUCUCUGUUGCUUUUUCGGGUGUAUCGCGAGCUUUCUCUCGUUUGUCUUUAUUAGAGCCGAGGGUUUUGUUUGUUAAGGUUCGAGCAACGGGGAGAACGGGGGUUCGUCAGGGGGACCGAAGGAGCUGCAGCAUCUUUCUUCGUUACGAGCAGCGUAUCCCGCUAGCAGCAGCAGCAGCAGCAGCAGCAGCAGCAGCAGCAGCAGGAGAUGCAGCAGCAGCAGCAGCAGCAGCAGCAGAAGGAGCAGCAGCAACAGCAGCAACAGCAGCACAGAAAGAGCAGCAAGACUAUCUCACUCUCUUCUUCCCCGAGACAUCUACACAAGAAGAUAUUAAACUACAAAUCAUAAAACUUGCUUACCCUUCUUCUCUCCUCGUCAGCAACAAACCCUUCCUCGAUCAGCUCCUCUUUGAGUUUCCUUCUUCUCUCAUUCGUUUCUUCCCUAGUUCUGCUGAUAUAACCCCCGUGCCUUCUAGGGUUUUGGUUGCUGCUAUGCGUUUCCCUAUAUAUGACGUCUUCGAUUCAUCUAUUGCUUCUUCCUUUGACGUGAAACCCCCGCGUCAGCUGCUGCUGCGGCCAAAGGGUUUGCGGGAGGAGUUUUCUAUGGACGAUGAAGAAGAGCAGAUUCGUUUGUCUCGUGCCCUCGAGGGAGAACAACCCCCCGCCACCAGCUUAAACACUCUCACUGCUCCUUCGAUAUUCACGGAGCUUCGUCCUGUUGUCUUUUUCUUUGGGGGGGCCCAACCCGCAGUUGCUGAGGAGUCGGCGGUUUGUGCUAAACCCUAA
Eimeria mitis is the source of this 1167-nucleotide messenger RNA. RefSeq names its product thioredoxin domain-containing protein, putative. The coding region runs from base 1 to 1167 and encodes 388 amino acids. The transcript is spliced from 8 exons. The record is from RefSeq and is a predicted model, not a curated record. NCBI's taxonomy places the organism in Eukaryota, Apicomplexa, Conoidasida, Eucoccidiorida, Eimeriidae.